AUUAUAACAGGAAGGGGAAGGAUCAUGAAAAUAAUUGAAUAUAUUGAGGCAGACAACAAGUACAAGUGCUUGUCAUGCAAAGCUCACUUAUCAGCAGUAGACAGUGUUGUAUCUAAGGAAUUCAAAGGAAGCACAGGUGUAGCAUACUUGAUUGAAGAUGUGGUCAAUACGUUUGAUGGAACCUCCGAAGAAAGAGAGUUAAUGUCAGGUGUCCAUGUCGUGUGUGACAUUUUCUGUGUGAAAUGUUAUAGCUAUGUUGGUUGGAGAUACCUCAAAGCUUACAGGGAAGACCAGAAGUAUAAGGAAGGCAAAUUCAUCCUUGAAAGAGCUCUCCUAUCCAAGGAAACCUCAUAGGAUUUACUCAUUGCAAAACUGUUGCUUUCUAGAAGUAAAGAUAAUCUGUUUUAAUCAAAUUUUAGAACUUAUAAAGUAUCUUCUAAAUAAAAUCA
Molecule: messenger RNA, 449 nt
Organism: Moneuplotes crassus
Lineage: Eukaryota; Ciliophora; Spirotrichea; Euplotida; Euplotidae
Source: the annotation of a GenBank genome assembly